GGACGACGUGAGGCAGUAGACGCAGAGUACUCCUACGAAACGGAAAAAAAUCAAAAUGUUGGAACAAGUGCUGAAAGUUGUUGGGACAUAAUAAACCAAGCGACUUUACUGCCCGCUAGUAAAACGCAGCGACAUGAAGAGCUGACUCUGGUGGUCUCAGAAGAUGAACGAGAUUAUGAUUAUCAUUAUGAUUAUGGUUAUAUCGCGGACGAUCACAAGAGCAUGGGACCACGAGCUCGCGCGUUUCCAGCUUCAUCUUCCGAAGACGGGGUGGAUGCUCAUGCAAAACAGCAAGUGCGACCACAAGGGGAGCAUGAGCAUGACCAGCAUCUGCAUUAUGAUGCUCCUUCUUCCAACGGUAGAAACUGGAAAAGUGAAACUGCAAACCAGGAGUCUUCAUCCUCUGAAUCACAGAAGAACCCCGGACAACUAGCGGAACAUGUCGGAAGUAGACCGAGAAUUAUAAAGACUGCGGAUCGAAGCUGUAAAACUAAAAGUGCCUUUCUUACUGAGGAAAUUGCGUUGUGCGAACAAAACGGCAGGAUUUCCAGUGCCACUCCUGAAUUCGGUCAGAACAUCAACUACGAAGAAGUACUUCUGAACCGGCUGCACGGGGGGCGACACCAGACAGUGCACAGCGUCGAGCCGCCAAAGCUACGGCACGACAACUUAUUAUACACGACCUGCAAGAACCAGAAUCCUGGAGUUCUUUCAGCCUUGGAGCAGAAGGUCCUAUUUCGGGAACCACCAGGCGACUUCGAUGUUGCAGUUGCACGCGAGGGCGGGGCGCAAGAAGACAGGCGAGUCAAAGAUGAACGGGAUGAACAAAUGUCAUACGAUCAAGUAGUUCAAGAAGAUCACGUUAAUAUUGACUACCCUGUUCUACUUGACACGGUCUGCAAGAACUCCACCUCCAUGACGAGCGGCGCUGCUGAAGUAGAAGUCGUGAAGAAGAAGACGACACAAAAAAAUACGACAACCGGUGGGCAGAACAACAAGAUAAAGAUUGAUGACCACGAGGAUGGAAUAAGGAGUAGCAGCUCUCGUCUAUUGUCAUGCUCC
This is a messenger RNA of Amoebophrya sp. A120, 1062 nucleotides long. The record is from the annotation of a GenBank genome assembly. NCBI's taxonomy places the organism in Eukaryota, Dinophyceae, Syndiniales, Amoebophryaceae.